Messenger RNA from Cladophialophora yegresii CBS 114405, 1572 nucleotides. RefSeq lists its product as uncharacterized. Gene Ontology annotation, cellular component: membrane. Gene Ontology annotation, molecular function: transmembrane transporter activity. NCBI's taxonomy places the organism in Eukaryota, Fungi, Ascomycota, Eurotiomycetes, Chaetothyriales, Herpotrichiellaceae. The transcript has 8 exons. Gene Ontology annotation, biological process: transmembrane transport. Bases 1 to 1572 code for a protein of 523 amino acids. The record is from RefSeq and is a predicted model, not a curated record.
AUGAGCAAAGUAGCUGAAGUUGCAGCCCGUGGUGAGGAAGUUUCGCCGAGGGAUAGCGAUGAUGUCUUUGUGGGUGAGAGGCUGGGGACGGCACGAGAUGUCGAAGAUAUGAAACGUAUGGGCAAAGAACAGCUGUUUAAGCGAAACUUUGGGUUCUUGUCCAUCUUCGGCUUCGCCAUGAUCCUGAUGCAGACAUGGCAAGCUUUACUAGGGACCAUCGUCUUUGGUCUCGGUAAUGGUGGUACAGCUGGCCUGAUAUAUAUGUACAUCAUCGUUGUUUUCUUCUUCAGCCUCGUCAACAUUUCCAUGGCUGAGAUGGCCUCCAUGGCGCCUACGGCAGGUGGUCAAUACCACUGGAUCUCCGAAUUUGCACCGCCAAGCCAACAGAAGCUUCUUUCCUUCGUCGUGGGUUGGCUUUGUACCCUCGGCUGGCAAAGCGGAGUUUCAAUAGGAUGCUUUCUCGCAGCCACUGAGAUCCAAGGGCUCAUAGUCCUCAACAACGACAAUUACAGCUACGAACGAUGGCAUGGAACUCUCCUCACUAUAGCAAUUGUACUCUUCGUCGCCUUCUUCAACACCUUCUUUGCAAAGUAUCUUCCACUCGUUGAGCGAUUUGUUCUCGGUCUGCACCUCGGAGGGUUUCUUUGCAUACUUGUCCCACUAUGGGCUCUGGGUCCACGAGGAAACUCCCAUCAGAUUUGGACUGUCUUCGAAGAUGGCGGUGGAUGGGGUUCGACCGGUCUCGCAACGCUUGUCGGCUUGAUCACACCUACCACUGCUUUUCUUGGUGCCGACGCUGCUGUGCAUAUGGCCGAAGAACUGAGGAACGCCUCCAAGACGCUCCCAAGAGUCAUGAUAUGGACGUCGGUCGUCAACGGCGCGUUGGGUUUUGUUAUGCUUGUGACCUUUUGCUACACGUUGGGCGACCUAGAUAGCGUCCUCGCGACGCCGACCCGUUAUCCUUUCAUUCAAGUCUUCUACAACGCUACAGGAUCGAAGGGCGGCGCUACUGCAAUGUCAUGCAUCCUCGUUCUUUCGUCCAUCGCAAACGGCAUGACAAACAUGGCGACUGCGUCUCGGCAACUGUUUGCGUUCGCUCGCGACGGGGGCUUGCCAUUCCAUACAUGGUUCGCCAAAGUCGGCAAUCGGAUCGAGAUUCCAACCAACGCUGUGAUUUUUACCAUUGGAUUUUCCACCCUGUUUUCUCUGAUCAACAUGGGCUCGACCGUAGCCUUCAAUCAGAUCCUAUCGCUCGGCGUCGCGGCACUACUCUCCUCCUACCUUGUCUCAAUCGCCUGCGUCGCCCUUCGCCGCAUCCGUAAGCAACCGCUUCUCGCCCGCGCUUUCAACCUCGGACCAUUGGGACUUCCCAUUAACUUAGCCUCCAUUGCCUUCCUCCUCUUGACCUUUGUCAUGAGUUUCUUCCCAGGGAUGGCACAUCCGAGACCUCAGACCAUGAAUUGGUCGUCCUUGGCUUACGGGGGGGUGCUCAUCAUUGGGGGUGGAUACUACAUAUUUUGGGCACGACAUCACUAUGUGGGACCCGUGGCAUAUGUCCGCAUGAGCGCUUGA